AUGUUCUUGGCCUGCGUGAUCUUUUUUGCUGGCCAUAAACUGUAUGUAAAAGUGAAAGCAUCUGGUAGUCCAUUGGCUGGCAUAUGUCAUGUUAUAGCCGCAGCCAUCAAGAAACGUCGAUUGAAGCCAGUUAAGCAGCCUUGGCUCGAUCCUUACAACCACAUUCCUCAUAACUAUGCAAACUCUAUUCUAAAGUACACCGACCAGCUUAGGUUUCUAGACAAUGCAGCGAUCAUGACCCCUGAGGACAAGUUGAACUCUGAUGGAGCGGCUUUGGAUCCAUGGAAACUAUGUACGAUGCAGCAAGUGGAAGAAGUGAAAUGCAUUGUAAGAAUAAUUCCAAUCUGGUUCGCUUGCGCCAUUUACUACCUUGCAAUAAGUAUGCAGAUGACUUAUCCGGUCUUCCAAGCACUCCAGAGCGACAGGCUAUUGGGUUCAGGUGGCUUCAAGACUCCAGCAGCCACCUAUGUAGUGUUCUUGAUGUGUGGUAUGACGGUUUUCAUCGUAUUCUAUGACCGUGUCCUUGUCCCCUCACUUAAAAGAGUGACGGGUCUAGACACGGGGAUAACACUCUUACAGAGAAUAGGAGCAGGCAUUUUCUUUGCGGUGUUGAGUUUAUUAGUUUCCGGGUUCACAGAGGAACGUAGAAGAACUUUUGCGCUGACAAGACCUACACUCGGGUCUGAACCUCGAACAGGAGAGAUCUCCUCAAUGUCCGCGAUGUGGCUGAUUCCGCUGCUAACACUUGCAGGCAUAGCAGAAUCUUUUGCAGCUAUUGGACAAAUGGAGUUUUACUACAAGCAGUUUCCUGAAAACAUGAGGAGCUUUGCUGGUUCUGUCUUCUAUGUUGGUGGUGGAGUUUCGAGUUACCUUGCCAGCUUCUUUAUUUCCACUGUUCACAGGUCAACUGAGCAUUCACCUUCAGGGAAUUGGUUAGCUGCGGAUUUGAACAAAGCGAAGCUGGACUACUUCUAA
Molecule: messenger RNA, 975 nt
Organism: Eruca vesicaria subsp. sativa (arugula)
Lineage: Eukaryota; Viridiplantae; Streptophyta; Magnoliopsida; Brassicales; Brassicaceae
Source: the annotation of a GenBank genome assembly